This is a messenger RNA of Rhodamnia argentea, 1311 nucleotides long. RefSeq names its product F-box/FBD/LRR-repeat protein At1g13570-like. The transcript has 4 exons. Gene Ontology annotation, molecular function: protein binding. The coding region runs from base 97 to 1275 and encodes 392 amino acids. NCBI's taxonomy places the organism in Eukaryota, Viridiplantae, Streptophyta, Magnoliopsida, Myrtales, Myrtaceae. The record is from RefSeq and is a predicted model, not a curated record.
GGCUUUUCUUCUGCGCUGGGUACUCCUCCGCUUCAUCCGUAGGUUGCGAUUGCUACGUGGUUUCCUUCCUUCAUCCUCUGUUCUCACUCGUUUCUCAUGAAAAAAAUGGAAUUCCGAGUAUUGCAGAUGAAGAAGAGAAGGACGCAAGAGUCGGACGAGAUCAGCGAGUUACCUGGGCACAUCACAGACUUAAUCCUGUCGCGCUUGCCUAUUAAGGACGCAGUGAGGACUAGCAUCUUGUCGAGAAAGUGGAGGUACAAAUGGUCUUCUCACUCCAUACUGGCCCAGUACAGAACUUCCGUGCUUUCGCACACUGGAUUUCUCACCAAGGGCGACAUUGACCCCUGGAUUCUUCAUCUAUCCAGAGGCUGCAUAAGAGAAAUUGCACUCUACGUUUGCAACGGGGAGAAAUACAAGAUCCCCACCUCCUUAUUCGAUUGCCGGGACUUGAUUUGUUUGACACUCUAUGGCUGUUUGGCAAAAAUCCCGUCUUCGUUUGAAGGAUUCAAGAACUUGGAUGCUUUAUAUCUUGAGCAUGUCGAGCUGUCUCCCCAUGGACUCGAGGCUCUGGCAUCUCGUUGUCCCCUACUUAAACAUUUGACUUUGAAGAAUCUAGAGGGGAUUACGCAAGUUACCAUCGAAGCUCGCAACCUUGAGUCGCUCUACAUUGGCGGAGCUUUUCUAGAUGUCACUUUCGGUGUUAUGAAUAGUUUGAAGUCGGUUAGGGUAGGUUUCAAUAAUAAUAUUAAAAACAGGCAGGAACCUAACAAUGCCAAUUCGAAUAAUUUGCAUGAAUUCUUCCGAGACAUUCACAAUAUUCAAAUUCUCAAGAUCGAAACUUACUCAUUGAAGUAUUUGGCUGUUGCAAAAGUUCCACAGACACUGUCUUAUGCAUUUGGUCAUUUGAAGUACCUCUCCACAUGCAUAGACUUCAAUAGUAAAGAGGAGAUUUUGAAUGUAAUGUGCUUAAUCAGAAGCUCUCCUCAGUUGCAAAAAGUAGAGUUUCAGAAUCGUUCCAAGAAUCAACAGACUAAGUGGAUCAACUUUUGGAAAGACCACCACUUGUGUUGCCUGGAGCAAGUACAAGAAGUAACGAUGGACGUUAUUUAUGGCACCGAGCCAGAGAUGGAAUUUAUAGAGUUUCUACUUGCUAGCUUGCGGAACCUACAAACAAUGACGUUCCGACUUGACGUCGAGAUUGGAGAAAUGGAGGUGCUGAUAGAGAUGAAUUAUUUCCGGCGAGCCUCACCACAAGCAAAGGUGUUUGUUCUCUAAUUUAGGAGUGAGCAUGGUUCUAGGUUCCAAGGUUUG